This is a messenger RNA of Rotaria sp. Silwood1, 1449 nucleotides long. NCBI's taxonomy places the organism in Eukaryota, Metazoa, Rotifera, Eurotatoria, Philodinida, Philodinidae. The record is from the annotation of a GenBank genome assembly.
AUGUCUCAAAUUGUUUUAUUACGUGCAUUACAUUGGAGUUCAAGUAUUGCUACUGCAUUGCGAAGGACAACUUCUGUACAUCGACUACAUCAAUAUCAAAAUCAUUAUUCAUAUUCAACUUUAUUAACAUCAUCUAAUGAAAUUUUAGUUAGAGAAAAUAAUACAAAUAUAAAACGAAAUCAUUCUACUAAGACAUUACUUAUUAAUUCUUCUCAUGCUUCAGUUUAUACAUUUACGUGUUGUCUUCAUACGAGUCCAAUAUAUUUUGAUACAGUUGAUGUAAGAGCACCAUCAUUUCCUGAAUCAGUGAAAGAAGGUUCUAUUCGAUUAUUAAAAAAGGUUGGAGAUAAAGUAUCUGCUGAUGAAACAAUAGCUGAAAUCGAAACAGACAAAACAGCUUUAAAUAUUAAUGCACCACAAGCAGGUACAAUUGAAAUAUUCCUUGUCGCUGAUGGUGAUAAUGUUACAACAAAUGCUCACAUAGCCAAACUUAAUACAAGUAAUGAUGUAAAACCAAUAUCAGAAAAUAAAAAAGAUUCAUCAAUCGAGAAAAUCGAUGCAGAAAAAGUCAAACAUACAUUAGAUGAAUCGAUAGAUAAAGUCAAUAUUGAACAAACAAAAGAAAAAUCAUCUACAAGUUUCAUUUCAUCUAAACCAUCGCAUAUAUUAACUUCAGUAACUGGUUCAAAACUUGAUACUUCAGCACCACAAAAUUUAACUACAUCAACUAAACAACAAGUUAGUGAAGCACGAUCAGAAACACGUGUAAAAAUGUCAAAAAUGCGUAUAAGAAUAGCUGAACGUCUUAAACAAGCACAAAAUACAUGUGCUAUGUUAACAACUUUUAAUGAAAUUGAUAUGAGUAAUAUUGUUGAAUUUCGUAAAAAAUAUGCUGAUCAAUUUUUCAAACGUCAUAAAAUUAAAUUAGGAUUUAUGUCAGCAUUCAUUAAAGCAUCUGCAUGUGCUCUUGUAGAUAAUCCUAUUGUUAAUGCAAUUAUUGAUGAAAAUGAAAUAGUCUAUCGUCAUUAUAUUGAUAUUAGUGUUGCUGUUGCUUCAUCAAAGGGUUUAGUUGUACCUGUCCUUCGAAAUGUCGAAAAAAUGAAUUAUGCUGAUAUUGAACGUGCAAUAAAUGAAUUUGGUGAAAAAGCAAAAAAUAAUUCCCUUGCCAUUGAAGAUAUGGAUGGUGGAACAUUUACAAUAAGUAAUGGAGGAGUAUUUGGUUCGUUAUUUGGUACUCCAAUUAUCAAUCCACCGCAGUCAGCUAUUCUUGGUAUGCAUGGAAUAUUUGAUCGACCUGUAACUAGUAAUGGCAAAAUAGAAAUUCGUCCGAUGAUGUAUGUGGCACUUACAUAUGAUCAUCGUAUUUUAGAUGGUCGUGAUGCAGUUCUAUUUCUACGAAAAAUUAAGCAAUAUGUAGAAGAUUCUCGUACUAUUUUUCUCGAUAUUUAA